Erinaceus europaeus (western European hedgehog) is the source of this 3817-nucleotide messenger RNA. It is a transcript of the gene EPN3, whose product is annotated as epsin 3. Lineage: Eukaryota; Metazoa; Chordata; Mammalia; Eulipotyphla; Erinaceidae. Gene Ontology annotation, molecular function: phospholipid binding; clathrin binding. Gene Ontology annotation, biological process: endocytosis. Gene Ontology annotation, cellular component: plasma membrane; clathrin vesicle coat; endosome. The coding region runs from base 382 to 2319 and encodes 645 amino acids. The transcript has 10 exons. The record is from RefSeq and is a predicted model, not a curated record.
UGUCUAAGAGACAGACACAGGAGCAGGGCAGAGCUGCAGCCCAUUCAGGGGGCCCCCUGCCGCCGCCCUUCCUCAGCGGCUGCAGCUCCUUGGAGAGCGUGGGUCUCCCAGACAAGGGUCUAUGGUGGAUGGCUCUGGGGACACUCCUGAGGCUGUGCCGUCCCCCUGCUGCGCAGGUUGGAGGGUCACUGCAGAGGUUGCUCGUGGUCCCCGGGCUGGGGCCAAGGGAGCCUGCGCUGGAGACCCAUGCAGGACCCACAAAGGCAGCCACCCUGCUAAGAGCACAGUGGCCCAUCCCUGGAGACACUGACUUCUCACCGGUGGCCCUCAGCCCUCCACCUCCGGCUGGGGUGGGGGCCGCCCAGCACCAAGUCCCCAGCCAUGACCACGUCAGCACUGCGGCGCCAGGUGAAGAACAUUGUACACAACUACUCAGAGGCCGAGAUCAAGGUGCGUGAGGCCACCAGCAAUGACCCCUGGGGCCCACCCAGCUCCCUCAUGUCUGAGAUCGCUGACCUGACCUUCAACACCGUGGCCUUCGCCGAGGUCAUGGGCAUGCUGUGGCGGCGGCUCAAUGACAGUGGUAAGAACUGGCGGCAUGUGUACAAGGCGCUAACGCUGCUGGACUACCUGCUCAAGACGGGCUCUGAGCGGGUAGCCCACCAGUGCCGCGAAAACCUCUACACCAUCCAGACCCUCAAGGACUUUCAGUACAUUGAUCGUGAUGGCAAGGACCAGGGUGUCAACGUGCGUGAGAAGGUCAAGCAGGUGAUGACCCUGCUCAAGGAUGAGGAGCGCCUCCGCCAAGAGCGGACUCACGCUCUCAAGACCAAGGAGCGCAUGGCACUGGAGGGCAUGGGCAUUGGCAGUGGGCAGAUGGGCUUCAGCCGUCACCAUGGUGAUGAAUAUGGCCGCUCUCGGGGAUCUCCGUCCUCCUAUAACUCCUCCUCCUCAUCACCCCGCUACACCUCCGACCUGGAGCAGGCCCGGCCUCAGACAUCAGGAGAAGAGGAGCUGCAGCUGCAACUGGCACUGGCCAUGAGCCGGGAGGAGGCAGAGAAGCCAGUCCCCCCAGCCUCCCACAGGGAUGAGGACCUGCAGCUGCAAUUGGCUCUGCGUCUGAGCCAGCAGGAGCAUGAGAAGGAGGUGAGGUCCUGGCGGGGAGACGAUUCCCCCGUGGCCAAUGGUGCUGGUGGGGCCGCAGCCCCCUGUCGACGGGACAGAGAACCUGAGAGGGAAGAGACCAAGCAGGAGAAGCUAAAAACUAGCCAGUCCUCCAUCCUGGACCUGGCGGACAUCUUUGCACCUGCCACAGCCCUGCCCUCCACACACUGCUCUGCCGAUCCAUGGGACAUCCCAGGUCUCAGGCACAAUACAGAGCCCAGUGGCUCUUCCUGGGGGCCUUCGGCAGACCCCUGGUCUCCUGUCCCCUCAGGAAGUGCCCUGUCCCGAAGUCAGCCCUGGGACUUGCCUCAUACACUCUCCUCCUCUGAGCCCUGGGGCCGGACCCCAGUGCUGCCUGCUGGACCCUCUACCACACAUCCCUGGGCACAGGACUCGCCCCACCAUAAACUCAAUGCUGGGGUUGACCCUUGGGGAGCUUCCAUGGAACGCUCCAACUCACCUGGUGGUGCCUCGACCUUUGACCCACUCGCCAAACCUCCAGAAUCCAUAGAGGCGAGGGAGGGGCUGGAGAGUUCCCCAGCUCUGCCCUCUGGGAUGCCUAGCAGCCCUGUGGGUAAGCAGGAAGCAGAGCCGGACCUAUUUGGAGACCCCGUCCCCAGUUCCAAGCAAAAUGGCACGAAGGAGCCAGAUACCUUCGACCUGGGUGUGAUGGGGGAAGUGCUAGCCCAGCCCAGCAAGGAGACCAGAGCUUGCCCGACUCCUGAGUCCUUCCUGGACCCCUCAGCCUCUUCCCUGGUCAACCUUGAUUCACUGGUUAAGACACCCCAGGCAGCGAAGACACGGAACCCCUUCUUGACAGGUCUUAGCGCUCCGUCCCCCACCAACCCGUUCGGCGGGGGCGAGCCGGGCAGGCCCACCCUGAACCAGAUGCGAACCGGGUCACCGGCGCUGGGCCUGGGGGCCGGAGGGCCCAUCGGGGCGCCCUUGGGCUCCAUGACCUACAGCGCCUCCCUGCCCCUCCCUCUCAGCAGCGUGCCGGCCGGCGUGACCCUCCCCGCCUCGGUCAGCGUCUUCCCGCAGGCCGGCGCCUUCCCGGCCACGCCCGGGAGCCUCCCGCAGCCGCUGCUGCCCUUGUCUGCCUCUGCAGGGCCGCUGAACCCGCCCCCGCAGGCCAGCACCAAUCCCUUCCUCUGAGCGCGCCCCCUCGGGGUUGCGGCGCGAGCGCGGGAGGCCCCGCCCAGAGACGCGGCCAAAGGGGGCGGAGACACAAUAGUCCUGCCCCUGCAGGGGGCGUGACGGUCACCAAGACCCACCUCGGAAACCCGGGAGGCCGAGACUCCGCCCCGCGCCCGGAGCGCGCGCGCUCCAGGUCUCUGCAGGAUCUUGAAACUCAUCUAGAGACUAACAACUUCCUGGGGGCGAAGCCACGCUCCCCCACCCACCCAAUAAAGACUGGAACCCAGGUCCUCAGCUCUCGCCAAGUGGACUUUUUGCCGGACCUGGAGGACAGGCCUGGCUGCAGUGGAAACGACUGCUCCAGUUUUUCCUACAGCCAGCCCCCCUUCCCCCCCCUUACCCCCCUUCCAGCACACUUUGGCUUCCUGAUGCUCUCCAGGCUCUCACUUAUUUAUCACACGGGGGUACUGGAAAUGAGCUCAGAACAAGGAACUAGAUGCGACUGUUUUCAUUUACUCCCCACGCCUUCCGUGCUAAGCACUUUAGUCUUUGCAACCGUCCUUGGAGAUAGAUCCUGUUACGGGACUAGCUCCACAGUUUGUGGGACCCAGUGAGAAGUCCUUGACACUGCUCCCAUUUUAUAGGCAAGAAAGCUGAGGCUCAGAGAAGUUAAGUGGCAUGUUCAGAGUCACGAAGCCAGCACUACAAAGGGCUGGAACUCAGUCAGUCUGGCUCCACAACCCUGAGCUUUCAGACUGGGCCCCAGAUUUAAUUCACAGAUAGUGACUGCUAUAGACAAAGUGCAGGGCUUGCCUGGGAGAGAUCCAGAAACAGCUAAAAGCACAGUCUCCAGCAGUGCUGAACUCAGUGGAGCAGCAAGCCGGGUUCAGGAGCCCAGGGGACUUCUUGGAUUUACUGAAUCACGUGGAUUCAGUAACCCAGGUGUUACCUGUCCCCCUUUCCACGUGAUCACCAGGGCUGCCAAGAAUACUCAAUCUCAUUCACUAAGAAGAAGCCUCACCUCCUUAUCCCUUCCACUCCCAGGCUUAUGUGAGAUCUGGGAAACUAAAGGCCUGGUCUCACCUUGGGAAGUCACCCUCCUUUGCUAAACUUAGUGCCCUCUGAUCACUGUACCUAUGGACACAGGUGUGUCCUCCAUGCUCAGGGUCUGUUUCUGCGGGCAGCCUGCUGCCAGUUACCCCUCCCCCACACCCCUAGGGGCAUUGGGGAUAAUGGUCUUCCUGGGACCUGAAAUACUUACCAAAGCAGGGGCAGAAGACCCCAUGCCGCUCUCUUUCCUUACGUGGGAGUGGAGAAAGGAGCUUCUUUGGGUUAUUUUUUGGAGGGAGGAAGUUCUAGCUUGAUUGUUAGAGCAGAUAGGUAAAAGCCUACUUAGAAGAAGUCAGACCAACAGUGCUCAACACUACACCACGGUUUGCACUUAGUAAUGAUAAUAAUCACUUUGUAAUGAGUGGUUAUGCUUCCUGACCUUGAGUAAAUGAUUUAACCUCUCUAA